Molecule: messenger RNA, 1492 nt
Organism: Physella acuta
Lineage: Eukaryota; Metazoa; Mollusca; Gastropoda; Physidae
Product: protein SCO1 homolog, mitochondrial
Biological process (GO): mitochondrial respiratory chain complex IV assembly; intracellular copper ion homeostasis
Cellular component (GO): mitochondrial inner membrane
Molecular function (GO): copper chaperone activity; copper ion binding
Source: RefSeq, a predicted model, not a curated record
CUUCCGGUUUAAACUCGAUUAAGUAGGCCUAGCAUUUUACUGAAACUGAUGUUAUUUUUUAACAGUGAUUUAGUCUGACUCGUCUUCAACAUAAAAAUUUUAAUUUUUAAAAUGCUUAAGUUAUCUAGAUCGCCACUUACUUUGUGUACAAGGUGCUUUGAAGUUCUUUUAAAAAAGCCUUCUACAAAUACGAUUAGAAAUGAAGCUAUAAAAUUUACCGGCACAAGGUCAUCGUCGUCAAAAAACAGCUGCAUCACUCAGUUUUCUCCCAUCCAACCUCGGGCUAGGAUUAAUCCUGUAGCGUAUACGCUUAUCUGCCAACAACAACAAUUUUUGUUGAAACACUAUUCAAAUUCGUCUGAUCCCAGCCUACCACCUAAAAAGAAAGAUUAUUCAGGGGCGACUCCUGUGUCAUGGAAAUUACUGUUGACUGUUGGUUGUAUUGGUGCUGGUGUCUUGAUGUGGAUGCAGUACCUGAAAAAGGAAAAACAAUUACGGAUAAAAAAUGCAAGCCAAAAGUAUUAUGGGAAAGCAAAACUAGGAGGGGACUGGGAGUUGACAGAUCACCAUGGUAACAAAAGGUCAAGUAAGGAUUUCAGGGGUCAGUGGAUUCUAAUUUAUUUUGGCUUCACUCAUUGCCCUGACGUCUGCCCCGAGGAGAUGGAAAAGAUUGUUAAUGUCAUUAAAAAAACAGAUGCUGAUAAAAAUCUCCCAAAGAUACAGCCCUUGAUUAUCACAGUAGAUCCUGAGAGGGACACCCCUGAAGCAUUGAAAGAAUACUGUGGUGAGUUUUCUCCCAGGUUGCUAGGCUUUACUGGAACAGUCGAUGAAAUUCAUGCCGCAACUAAAGCUUUUCGGGUGUACUUUAGUGCUGGACCCAAGGAUGAGGACCAAGAUUAUAUAGUCGACCACUCCAUAAUCGCAUAUCUGAUGAAUCCUGAAGGAGAAUUUGUUGAUUUCUUUGGCCAAGACAAGAAGGCUGAACAAAUAUAUGGCCUGAUCCAGCAGCAUAUUCUAAAAUACCAGCAAGAGAAGAAAAAAUCCAGUGCAUAAUUAACAAACUUAUCUGGUCAAGCUGUUUUGUUGAAGAUUUUUGUUUCUGUUGGGAAAUUUAUAUUUCAUUGGCAUGUUAUGGAUGAAAAAGAACAUCAGUUGUUUCAAGUAUAGAUUUGGUCAUUGUUAAAUCCAUGUAUCAUCUUGUAUGAACAUGGAAGUAAAAAAAAUGCUGUAACACUUAGUUUCUACUCUUCAAUUUUUGUCAUAUUGAAAGUAUUCUAAAACAUUACACAUCCUGCAAGUUGAUUCCAAAUUAAUUCAUUACAAAUUUCUUUUGUCAAAAGAAGGCCUAUGUUUUUGUAUUUACCUACAAAAAAUAUUUAGAACGAGCCGACCCGCGGCAUAUUAUACGCUGCUAUUUAGUUGUUGUUUUUUCUACUUUUCAGUUAUUCAUUAUUUGUGAAUUCGACACUACCAACGCUGCCACUGAAAAUAU